UUACAAAGAUAUCAUGAAGAAAAUGAAGAAACUCGAAAGGAAGUUAGAAAAACGUAAACGCGUUAUCUCUUCUUCGGAUGAUGACAAUUCAUCGUGCAGCGAAAAAAUAUCAGACAUCGCUCCAACAGUAGAAGAAAAUGACAAUGGUAACCAUGAUGUUGAUUCACCAUCACUCCCCUGUACCGAAAACGAUAAUGAUACUGCGGAGCCAGAUACCACGCCAGAUUUAGACCCAGAUAUACUGGAGAUAUUAGGCGAUGACCCGUCAAAAGAUAAUUGUGUAGGCGAAAAACUACACAAAGAUAUAGCGCUCAGAUGGACACAUAUUUUGAAAAAUGGCAUGAGUAAAGAAAUUAAAACCGAAUUGCAAAAACAAUAUUUAGUGCCUGAGAACUGCGACAGCAUUAACCCACCAAAAUUAAACCCGGAAGUUAAAGCUGCCAUAGACGAACAAAACCUUAAAAAAGAAACAUAUAACGAGCAUAAACAAAAACAACUAUCUAACUGUCUAGCUGCAAUCGGUAAAGCACUGAAUAUUGCUCUUAGCAAUGAGGAAACGUCACAGGAUCUUAUAAAACCAUUAAGUGACGCCGGUCGACUCCUGUGCGACCUCCACUACCGAGAAUCACAAUCUCGUCGUUACGCUAUUAUAAACUCACUUAAUAAAGAAGCUAGAGAUACCGUCAAAAAUACCAAAAUAGACGAAUACUUGUUUGGUUCUGGCCUUGGGGAACAUUUGAAAUCAUCAAAGGCCAUUAAGAAAUCGGGUACAGAAAUGAAACCCAAACCGGGACGACCACAGUCUAAACCCUCAACGAGUCAACCUCAGCGCGGGGCUUUAAACGCAAGGGGGGGCUCGCGAGUGCCGGAAUCGCGAACCAAUCCCGGAGUCCGGAAAUACACAACGGCACCAGCAGCGACAACCACGAGGGAUCGUCGCAAGGAGGCGUCGUCGAGGAGAUACAGCAGUCAACGGGGACACAGGCGUUAAAUAAUACUGAACAGAGAGUACCACCCGCUCCACACAGACCUUACCCUGGUAGCAGCGAUGUUAUCAGGGAGGGAUUAACAAGACAGGGCGUCCCUUCGACGUCCAUGAGAAUAGUUAUGGCAUCAUUUGCUCAAAGCACACUAGCUCAAUACAACUCUUCAAUUAAAGCAUGGUGGGAUUUUUGCCAAGGUAAAAAUUUAAACGUUUUCCAAACAACAGUUCCACAUGUAAUGUUGUUUCUGACACAAACAUUUGAAAAUGGCGGUUCAUAUAGUACUAUCAAUACACAUAGGUCAGCAUUGUCCAUUAUCUUAGGUAAACAUGUAACUAAUGAUGACCGCAUAAAUCGCUUACUGAAAGGGGUCUAUAAAUUAAAACCCCCUGCUCCCAAAUAUAACUCUACUUGGGACACUAAUAAAGUCUUGACGUUUUUAUCGAAUUAUUACCCACAUGAAAAUUUAUGUUUAAAAAAACUAUCAAUCAAAACAAUUACUCUACUGGCUAUUGCCUCAGCUCAGAGGAUGCAGACUUUAAGCCUUAUAAAAUUACAAAAUAUUGUUAGUCAAGAAAAUUCCAUAAUAAUAAAAAUCCCUGACAUGAUUAAAACAUCGCGCCCUGGAGCAUGCCAACCGCUCAUCAGACUACCCUUUAUACGAGAGACCCCUAAUAUUUGUCCAGCACUAUCUCUUCAAACUUACAUAAACAAAACAAAAUCCUUGCGGAUUCCAGAAUCGGGUGAUUUUUUAUUCAUAAGUUUAAGAAAACCCCACAAAAAAGUGGGUUCCCAAACGCUCG
Molecule: messenger RNA, 1786 nt
Organism: Amyelois transitella
Lineage: Eukaryota; Metazoa; Arthropoda; Insecta; Lepidoptera; Pyralidae
Exons: 3
Coding region: 14-991 (325 amino acids)
Source: RefSeq, a predicted model, not a curated record